AUGUCCAUCGCCGCGUCGUCCUUCAUGGUGGAGAGGACCGGCACGUGCGCCGUGUUGGAUGUGCGUCAUCGCACCGUUAUUGUGGCCAUCGAAGCAGAGUUGCUGGAUUCCUCGGCAUCGGCGCCGGAUGGCGAGCCCACGCCUUACGUCCUGUGGGCUCUGACUAUCCCCAUGCGAGUGGCCUGCUUUGCGGACGGCCUCUACACGGCCACCGUUCCCGUGCCUCUCGCCUUCGCAAACUGUGUGCCCGGAACGCCGCGUCGCCGCGUCGUCGUAUCUCUGCAGCGCUGGGACCUUAGCGAGGGCACUCGCUCUGCGCUUCUGCUGGCUCCGCUCGAUGCGCCUUCGGUGCUUGUUCGGGAGGUGCUGGAAGAGGCCCUCGGCGUGCGUCGCGCAGAGGCACAAUCGCCGCCGCCAUUGGAGAUUGUGCCGGUGGUGCGAUGGCGGUUGAGUGGGACGGAGAUGCUAUCGCCCGACCUACUGGGAGAGGCUGAGUGGCAGCCCCUCCUACACCGGCGAUGGUAUGAACUAAAGAGCUACGUCCGCCAGGGUACCGUGGUCCCCCACUAUUCUGCGAGGGCUGGCCGUCGCACAACCAAUGACGCUGGCAGCCACCACAGCAGCGCUGGCUCCUUGAACGGUGGCUCCCCCACGUCUACCGGCGUCAUGUUCGCUGGCGACGUGAAAGAGGCUGACGCCGUAUCGGUGAACAGGGCUUGUAUCAAGUGGACGGACGGUGUGGUGGGCCUCUGGGACGAGGUGAAGCCGUAUUACCGCGUUUACCAGCCAGCACGGCCGGAGAAGACGAUUCGGGUGCGCCGCUUUCCUCAUCGGUACGCAGACGUAGUGGGGGAGGUUCCCUUCGGGCAGCGUAUCGAGGCCUUUGGCCGCGCCACAGACCCCUUCACGGCGGAGCAGUACGUCCUCGUGUACCUCCCAGCUGAGGAGGCCUUUGCGACACACAUAUGCACGUACCUUCUCACUUACGUGGAGGAGGGGCGGUACAUCUGGGGCUGGUCGAAACUGUCAGGGACGAGUGGACUGCCGUUGUUGGUUGAGGCUGAGGACAACGACGCGGGAGCUGGCCACAUCCCUGCCGGGCCAGGUAACGGCUGCGCCAUCGCGUCACCCGCCCGUAAUACGCGCUCAAGGGUGCAGGAAGGCGAUGGAUCGGGUGUCAUGCCUCUCCCAGAGCCCACGUUCUACACUCCUCUCCGAGACGGUCGCCCAGUGAGCAUUCGGUCCAAGCCGUUCAUGUCGUCGCCGGUGUUGCGAGAGAUGGAUACGAACGAGGUGCGGGCGGCGGUGGCUCUGGUGACAGUGCCGCUGCGCCUCCCAGCGGACUCAACGGGCGCGCCUGUCAACCACGUCUUCCUGGAAUGGCAGGAUGGCGGCUACUCCCUGCUGCGGAAUGCGACGGAGUCCUUCCUGGCGCCGGUGCAGUUGUCGCGGGUACCGCGCCGCUUCCCCAUUCGUACGCGCAGCGGCGGCGAUGACGGCACGGCAGUCACGCCGGAGGUUUUGGAUCUCUCCCGGCAACGCAGCCACGCGCACAGGCACUCUUCGGGCGCUUCGGAGGACAAGGAUGAGGAGGCAAAGCUAGCUGAGAUGAUGCGGCCACACCGCACGUCGACGCGCGUGGCUGUUGACGCUUCCCUGCUGAGCCCGCAUUCCCUGCCAGCGUGUCUGCAGGAGUCCCUGAGGAGGGGAGUGGUGCGGCUGGAGGACUUGCCCGCCAUCGGGGACGAUAGCGAGGCGCAUCAGAGCGACGGCAGCGGUGCCUGUUGA
Leishmania mexicana MHOM/GT/2001/U1103 is the source of this 1788-nucleotide messenger RNA. RefSeq lists its product as hypothetical. The record is from RefSeq and is a predicted model, not a curated record. Bases 1 to 1788 code for a protein of 595 amino acids. The transcript has a single exon. NCBI's taxonomy places the organism in Eukaryota, Euglenozoa, Kinetoplastea, Trypanosomatida, Trypanosomatidae.